Ceutorhynchus assimilis (cabbage seed weevil) is the source of this 484-nucleotide messenger RNA. Lineage: Eukaryota; Metazoa; Arthropoda; Insecta; Coleoptera; Curculionidae. The record is from the annotation of a GenBank genome assembly.
UUUUUUUAAAUGCAACCAUGCCAGACCUUAUUAGCAUUUUGAAAAGAGAUUUUUUUCCUAUUUUAUUAUAUCAACAUUCUCAAAAUCCGAUGAAAAAUACCCCAACAACAACAACUUAGGUUGUGUCCUAUUUAUUGUGUUACCCGAUAUUCAUAAAAUAUUAAAUUAUUAAGUUUCUCAUUAUGGGAUAUUUUAAACAUCAGUUUUACAAUUUUUUCAUAUCUUAUAUCCAUAAAAUAUUAAAUUUGAUAAUAUAAUCUUACAGCUGGAAAUGUCUCACAAUAUUGCAGACAACUGCAAGCUAAUUUGGGAAGCCCAAUCCGCCAUCCCCAUUCAUAUGGUAUUAAUAAGGAGAAGGAUGGUGGGAGAGGCACUUCCCACACCCUUUUUAAUGGCGGUGUGGGGUGUGGAGUUUGAGGCGGCUGUAGUCAGAGGAACUCUACAUAUUACCAUCCUGAAUGCUCUACCUCCAGGCUCCAACUGA